Messenger RNA from Oldenlandia corymbosa var. corymbosa, 1491 nucleotides. The record is from the annotation of a GenBank genome assembly. Lineage: Eukaryota; Viridiplantae; Streptophyta; Magnoliopsida; Gentianales; Rubiaceae.
AUGGACUUUUUACAGCAUAUUGCCUUCAGACUUUACAUCAUGCGGGUUAAGUAUGAUACUGCUUGUGGCAAGGUAUCAAAUGAAGCUAAUCGGAUGCUUGAUGCGGGCUUUAAACCUGAUGAUCGUGCUAUAUUAGAAUUGGAAGAACCAGACAAGCUGGUAAAGAUGGGGUCUGCUCACACAUUCAUCAUGGAAGAAAAAAAAGUAUCUGAAGAGGGUUUAUACAUCGUGGGUUCAACACCAACAGUUGUAGCGUUUGAAGAGGGUUUAUUGGUUUUUAUUGAAUUUGUUGGUUUGAGAAGCAGAGGAAGAAUGGAGGAAGAGAAUGAUGGUGGUUGGGGUCGGUUUAAUGUCCUAGUGGAAGUGGCACGGAUUGUGAAAGAAGAAGAAGAAUCACAAGAAAAGGAAAUAAACUUGAGGAAGAAUAUCAAACCAAAUUCAAUCUGGAUGAUGAAUAAUCCCCAAAGGGCUGAAGAAAGUUCUGAGCUUUCAAGUCGUCCCAAACCGAAAAGGACAGAGAGGCCCAAGGAGAAGAAGCCUUCUCAAUUGCAACGUUCAGAUGUGAAUUUUAAUCAACCAAAGAAGGAUGGAAGUGACCCAAUUUCUUGCUGGAAAUUUUUUGUUGAUUUCUCAGACAAAUCAUUUGAUGCUGCCACAACUAGUUCUUCGGAAGAGAUGCCCAUGCCUAUGUCUGAUUCUGAGCAACCAAUAAUGGCAAUUCCUGAAGCCAUUUACUGCAAAGAUUAUGGGUUCAUUGUCAAGAACCCAUCAUCAUCAAAGAGGGUUCGAAAUGAAAAGGUUGAAUUUCAAGGAGAAUUGAAGCUAUUUCCUGACAAUUAUGGAGUUGUUUUCAAGAGGAACCCAUCUUCAUCAAAGAGGGUUAGAACUGAAAAGGUUGAAUUUGAAGGAGAACUGAAGCCACUGCCUGAGAAUUAUGGUCUUCUUUUCAAGAACCCAUCGUCAUCAAAGAGGGUUAGGAAGAAAAAGUUGAAUCUUCAGGGUGAAUUUAAGCCACUGCCUGAAAAUUUCAAGAACAAGAUCAUAACUUUGGGAGGACCAAGUUCUGAAUCAAGCAUAACUUUUGUGUUUCAGAAAGUGUUAACAGCUACUGAUGUGAAUCCUCGACACAGCAGAUUACUGAUACCAUUUGGGCAAGUAAAAGAUCAUUCCUUUUUGACUGAUAGUGAAAGGGAUAUGUUGGAGAACAGAUAUAACAAGACUGAUGAAGGGAGGACUAACGAUGUUGAAGUCAAUAAUGGGGCUGUGAUGGUGAUUCGUGCCAUUUUUCUGAAUCCUGCUUGCAAUGAGCAACAAAUGUGUUUGACAAGAUGGGACAUGGGCAAAGGUGCUGAUAAAGCUAGUCCUAACUAUUGUUUGCGGACGCAGUGGAGAAAAGUGGUGGAAGAGAAUCAACUCAAAGAGAAUGAUACCAUCCAGCUGUGGGGAUUUAGGAAAGGUUUAGCUUUGGGAUUGGCUUUAGUUCAACUUUAA